AUGGCUCCUUUCACUCCUCGAGGAGGCGGCCGUGGUGGUCGUGGCGGCGCUCGUGGAGGCCGCGGUGGUUUCGGUGGUGAUCGCGGCGGCUUCGGCGGCCGUGGUGGUGCGCGCGGUGGACGAGGUGGUGGCCGUGGUGCUCCCCGUGGCGGUCCUCGCGGUGGUGGCCGAGGUGGUCGCGGCGGUCGCGGCGGUGCUGGUGCUGGCCAGCGAGGCGGUGCCAAGGUCAUUGUUGAGCCUCACCGUCACCCCGGCGUCUUCGUCGUCCGUGGUGGUAAGGAAGAUGGUCUUGCUACCCGCAACACAACACCUGGCGAGUCUGUCUACGGCGAGAAGCGCAUCUCUGUCGACGAGUCUGUCCAGAACGACGAUGGCACCACUACCACCACCAAGAUCGAGUACCGCAUGUGGAACCCUUUCCGAAGCAAGCUUUGCGCUGCCAUCGCCGGUGGUGCUGAUGAGAUCUACAUCAAGCCCGGCUCUCGUGUUCUCUACCUUGGUGGUGCCUCCGGUACCUCCGUCUCUCACGUCGCUGACAUUGUCGGUCCUACUGGCUACGUCUACGCCGUCGAGUUCUCUUCCCGAUCCGGCCGUGAUCUCAUCACCAUGGCCUCUAAGCGACCCAAUGUUGUUCCCAUUGUUGAGGACGCCCGUCAGCCUGCCCGCUACCGCAUGAUCGUCCCCAUGGUCGAUGUCAUCUUUGCCGAUGUUGCCCAGCCCGAUCAGGCCCGUAUUGUUGCCAUGAACGCCAACUGGUUCCUCAAGGUUGGCGGCGGUGUUCUCAUCUCCAUCAAGGCCAACUGUAUCGACAGCACUGCUCCCGCUGCUGAGGUUUUCGCCAACGAGGUCCAGAAGAUGCGAGCUGAGUCCAUCAAGCCCAAGUUCCAGCUUACUCUGGAACCCUUCGAGCGUGACCAUUGUUUGGUUGCCGGUGAGUACCAGCGCUACAAGUCCUAG
Fusarium fujikuroi IMI 58289 is the source of this 957-nucleotide messenger RNA. Its product is annotated as probable fibrillarin (NOP1). The record is from RefSeq and is a predicted model, not a curated record. Lineage: Eukaryota; Fungi; Ascomycota; Sordariomycetes; Hypocreales; Nectriaceae. The coding region runs from base 1 to 957 and encodes 318 amino acids. The transcript is spliced from 5 exons. Gene Ontology annotation, biological process: rRNA methylation; box C/D sno(s)RNA 3'-end processing. Gene Ontology annotation, molecular function: rRNA methyltransferase activity; RNA binding; histone H2AQ104 methyltransferase activity. Gene Ontology annotation, cellular component: box C/D methylation guide snoRNP complex; small-subunit processome; nucleolus.